Molecule: messenger RNA, 495 nt
Organism: Psilocybe cubensis
Lineage: Eukaryota; Fungi; Basidiomycota; Agaricomycetes; Agaricales; Agrocybaceae
Exons: 3
Coding region: 1-495 (164 amino acids)
Source: RefSeq, a predicted model, not a curated record
AUGAAGUUCUUCGCAAUCGCCAGCGCCAUUGCCUCCAUGGCCGUCAUGAUCCCCGCCAUCACAGCCAUUCCUCAACCCACCACAACCGAGGUAGCCCACAUAUCCCUCAACCAAACUCUCGAGACGAACAACGCGCUCGAACUCGGCGCCCGGGCCGCCUGCGACGGCAACACCGACCCCAACCAGAUAUACUGCGACACCGUCAACAACCGCGCGAGCCCCGGCGCGUGCGACAAGAUCAUCAACAAGCUCUCCAACCUCACCCCGGACACCAAGUACACCAAAGCGGAGUGCGACUGGGACCAGUACGGCAAUCGCUGUUGUAUCUCGUGGAACACGGGCGCGACGCAGGGCGCGGGGAUCCGCGGGGCGGAGCUUGCGCGGGCGGCGAUGAGGAUUAGGGAUAAGUGCGGUGCGGGGGGUGUGCCGAUUUCGGGUGCGCAUCGCAGUUUAAAUGUCCAGGGUAUAUUCGAUAUUCGAAGCGACGGGCGCUAG